UGGGCUCCACCUCCCCAAGUGGACUAGAAUCUGCUGUCCCACCUUGUCUGGGGGAUCCCAAGUGGAAUGGAAGGUUUGCUGUGGGUUGCUAUGGAGGAGAGACAUUUCAAAGCCCUUGCUGAAGUCAUCAUGCCGGUCGCUGCCACCAACUCUGAGUCUGCCAUGCAGCAAGUCCUGGACAACCUGGGAUCCCUCCCCAAUGCCACAGGGGCUGCGGAGCUGGACCUGAUCUUUCUUCGAGGCAUUAUGGAAAGUCCCAUAGUGAGAUCCCUGGCCAAGGCCCACGAACGACUGGAGGAGACCAAGCUGGAGGCGGUGCGUGACAAUAACUUGGAGCUGGUGCAGGAGAUCCUGCGGGACCUGGCGCAGCUGGCGGAGCAGAGCAGCACUGCCGCAGAGCUGGCCCGCAUCCUCCAGGAGCCCCACUUUCAGUCCCUCUUGGAGACACACGACUCAGUGGCUUCAAAGACCUAUGAGACACCACCCCCCAGUCCUGGCCUGGACCCCACAUUCAGCAACCAGCCUGUGCCCCCCGAUGCCGUUCGCAUGGUGGGCAUCCGCAAGACCGCUGGAGAGCAUUUGGGGGUGACAUUCCGUGUGGAGGGCGGUGAGUUGGUGAUUGCCCGCAUCCUGCACGGGGGCAUGGUGGCUCAGCAAGGCCUGCUGCACGUGGGAGACAUCAUUAAGGAGGUGAACGGGCAGCCGGUGGGCAGCGACCCCCGUGCGCUGCAGGAGCUCCUGCGCAGUGCCAGUGGCAGUGUCAUCCUCAAGAUCCUGCCCAGCUAUCAGGAGCCCCACCUGCCCCGCCAGGUGUUUGUGAAAUGCCACUUUGACUAUGAUCCGGCCCGAGACAGCCUCAUCCCCUGCAAGGAGGCGGGUCUGCGUUUCAGCGCCGGGGACUUGCUCCAGAUUGUCAACCAAGACGAUGCCAACUGGUGGCAGGCAUGCCAUGUCGAGGGAGGCAGUGCCGGGCUCAUCCCCAGCCAGCUGCUGGAGGAGAAGCGGAAAGCUUUUGUCAAGCGGGACCUGGAGCUGACGCCAACCUCAGGGACCCUAUGUGGCAGCCUUUCAGGAAAGAAGAAAAAACGAAUGAUGUAUCUGACCACCAAGAAUGCAGAGUUUGACCGCCAUGAGCUGCUCAUAUAUGAGGAGGUGGCCCGCAUGCCCCCGUUCCGCCGGAAAACCCUGGUGCUGAUCGGGGCCCAGGGUGUGGGCCGGCGCAGCUUGAAGAACAAGCUCAUCAUGUGGGAUCCUGACCGCUACGGCACCACAGUGCCCUAUACAUCCCGGCGCCCCAAGGACUCAGAGAGGGAAGGCCAGGGUUACAGCUUUGUGUCCCGUGCUGAGAUGGAGGCCGACAUCCGUGCAGGGCGCUACCUGGAACAUGGCGAGUAUGAGGGGAACCUGUACGGCACCCGUAUCGACUCCAUCCGGGGUGUGGUUGCAACUGGCAAGGUGUGCGUGCUGGAUGUCAACCCUCAGGCAGUGAAGGUGCUGAGAACAGCUGAGUUUGUCCCUUACGUGGUGUUCAUUGAAGCCCCCGACUUUGAGACCCUGAGGGCCAUGAACAGGGCUGCGCUGGAAAGUGGGGUGUCCACCAAGCAGCUCACGGAGGCAGACCUGAGACGGACUGUGGAGGAGAGCAGCCGCAUCCAGAGGGGCUACGGGCACUACUUUGACCUCAGCCUGGUCAACAGCAACCUUGAGAGGACCUUCCGUGAGCUCGAGGCAGCCAUGGAGAGGCUGCGCAUGGAGCCCCAGUGGGUGCCUGUCAGCUGGGUGUACUGAGCCCUGCUCCCCGGACCUCGCCUCUCUGGGUUGUGACCCAGAACCCUGAGUCCACCCCCUUCCCCAACUCUGGCCCCCAGCCACUAUCCUUAGCCCCAUCUCCAGCUCUUCCUAAGGCUGGCUUCAGCGUAGAUGCGUGCGCUGCCGGGGGGUGGGUAUUUGUGGGGUACGUCUGUGCCCAGGUGCUGCCCACUCCCUAUGCCCAUUGGCCACCAGAUGUCUCUCUCAGAGCAUGUCAGUCACCUUGAUAAUACUCAGUUCAGAGAAGAGAAAUGUUGCUUUGGGACCUUGUGGUCAGUGGUUCCACUGCCCCCUGCCAGCCGCUCAUCUUCAGUAGCUUUUUCUCUUCUGGACUGGCCAUGCCUAUCCCGUUCCUGGGCCUCCACCUCUCACCCCUGUGUUCUAGGAGCAGGCCUGGUGCUGUUCCCAGGGGAAUGCAUGGCCUACUGGCAGCCAGGCAGGCCCAAGUGGUGGUGACAGCCUGGUGCCAGCCUGAACCUGGAGAAGCCAAAGCAUGAGCCAGCUGCCCCAGCUGCUGUGACACCCGUCUCAUCUCCCUUCGAGUGGGGUAGAGGUCCCAGGAGUGGACACUGCCCUGACCCUCUCUCAUCCACAGCUUUUCACUGCCAGAGUCUCUCUAUAGGCUUCACUGUG
Molecule: messenger RNA, 2442 nt
Organism: Orycteropus afer afer
Lineage: Eukaryota; Metazoa; Chordata; Mammalia; Tubulidentata; Orycteropodidae
Source: RefSeq, a predicted model, not a curated record